Penicillium argentinense is the source of this 1266-nucleotide messenger RNA. RefSeq names its product sphingosine hydroxylase (gene sur2). The record is from RefSeq and is a predicted model, not a curated record. Bases 1 to 1266 code for a protein of 421 amino acids. Gene Ontology annotation, biological process: lipid biosynthetic process. Gene Ontology annotation, molecular function: iron ion binding; oxidoreductase activity. The transcript is spliced from 2 exons. Lineage: Eukaryota; Fungi; Ascomycota; Eurotiomycetes; Eurotiales; Aspergillaceae.
AUGGCUGCCAACACCUCGGUCGCGUUUGACCUUCCGCCUCUCCCAAGCUACACGCUACAUGUACGGGAACCGGUUCUUCCGCCCAUUCCCGAUAGUGCCGUCGCACUUUUGCUGCCUAUCAUCGCCUAUUGGGCUCUGUCCAUGAUCUACCACUUCUUGGACGUGAACAACUAUUUCGAAGAGUAUCGCCUACACACCCCCGCCGAACUGUCAAAAAGGAACCGAGUGACCCGGUGGGAAGUCGUCCGCGAUGUCAUCUUGCAGCAGGUGAUCCAGACACUGGCCGGAAUGUCUGUCGCGUAUUUCGAUCCGGUUGAGAUGGCAGGGAAGGAGGAUUAUGAUGUCGCGGUGUGGGCCCAGAGAAUCCGCAUUGCUCAGCGAGCGAUCCCGACUAUUCUGGCUAUCGCGGGCGUGGACGCCCCGAGCCUGGCCCAGAAGGUUUCGCAGAGCGGACACACCGUGUUGGGCGGAGUUCUAGCUGGUGGUUCCUACCCGGGCGUUGUUCAAUCGAUGGUCCUCGAUAGCGGAGUGGAAACGACCGUUCCAGCCUUCAACGGUUGGGAGCUAACACUGGCCGGGUUCAUCUACUGGUACUUAAUCCCGGGCCUGCAAUUUCUGCUUGCCAUCUCUAUCGUUGAUACUUGGCAGUACUUCCUUCACCGGGCGAUGCAUUUGAACCGCUGGCUCUAUGUGACCUUCCACUCCCGUCACCAUCGCCUGUACGUUCCUUACGCCUUUGGUGCCUUGUACAAUCACCCCGUGGAAGGAUUUCUCUUGGAUACUGCCGGCACUGGCAUUGGUUUUUUGGUUUCCGGCAUGACCAACCGUCAAGCUAUGUGGUUCUUUACCUGCUCGACCAUCAAGACGGUCGACGACCACUGCGGCUACGCCUUCCCAUGGGAUCCCUUGCAGCACUUCACAUCGAACAACGCGGCCUAUCACGAUAUCCACCACCAGAGCUGGGGCAUCAAGACCAACUUCUCUCAACCAUUUUUCAUCUUCUGGGAUCGCCUGCUGAACACUCAAUGGAAGGGUGAGGUCAAACUUCGCUACGAGCGUGCUCGCGAAAAUGCUCAGAAGCAGGUGGAUAUGGAUGCAGCUCAAGCCGCGGAUGCCGCGACUGCAUCGGUCAACGAGGAGCCUGAGCCUCAGCCAGCCAUCGUGUCCUCGGAAGGGCCAGCAACACGAACUCGCCUGCGUCGCAAGACCGUCGACAGCUUAAAGGGCCCUAGCCACGGAGUACCCGGCAGCGUGCUGCACAACUGA